GCGCAGACAAUGUUCGCAGAGGUUUGGUCAAACUUUGAGCACAGAGUUCGGAGCAAACUACGAUCACUGAGACGGUGGUGGCAGGCUGUCUUCCCCAUAUCUGUGACACCUUCGAUGGCCGCCGAUGACUACAACCCUGUCUCCCUGCGACACAAAUCGAAGAGGAAGAGCCGAGGAGGCGAUGGUACAAUGAGCAGGAGACGUGUGUCGGUCAAAGACCUGGGUCACCCGGACCACCAGGGCUGGCUGUACAGAAAGAAGGAGAGCAAAGGCUUCUUGGGUAUCAAAUGGAGGAAGUACUGGUUUGUUCUGAAGAGAACGGCUCUGUACUGGUACACCAAUCAUUUGGCUGAAAAGGCCGAGGGCUACAUUGACCUCACCAACUUCGUGAUAGACGUCGCCACUGAAUGCAAAAAGAAACAUGCUUUCAGAGCGUGCCAUCCUAACGUCAUGAUGUUUUAUUUUGCGGCUGAGAAUCACGAGGACAUGAACUUAUGGUUGAAUAAGCUCGGACUAGCUGCCAUUCAGUAUGGGUGCACAGAUGACAGCGCUGUAGCAGAGUAUUAUAGUGAAGCCAGUGAUCAUGAAGAAGCUGAAAGCAUAGAGAUCCCCCCUCCACCUUACUCUGAACAGACUCUGCGUGGCACAGUGAAUAUGUCCGGUCCACCAGAGAGCACACAUCAGGGUACGCUGCCUCCUCCGUACUCCACCGCCGUUCCUAGCGAUUCGCUCUCCUCCCCCGUCAGCACGAUGACAUCACAGAGCUCCGCCUCCUCGCUAACAAAGCAGCGGCAGUCCUGGUUGGACCUGGUGUCGCAGGCGCCUCCGCCUGCUGCAGAAACGGCUGUGGUGUGCUCAGUCCAGGUUCACUCACAGGCAACCCCGCAAGGAGAGGUGCACGAGGAGGCUGCGUCAGAAAGCGUUGCUCCUCCGGACUCCUCGGCGUCCACGCGGUCCAGCGAGGACAGCCCUGCAGCAGAGGGGGAGGAACAGAAAGAUGCUUUAGCCAAUCGUGGGAACGGCUCGGAUGAGAUGGAAAGGCUGUACAUUCAUCUGAAAGAAGCCAGCCUCUCGCCAAUAGGAGACCGUAAACCCUCUACAAAAAGGGAGUUCAGGGCCUCUUUUGUAAAACGCUGUAAAAACCACACGGUUAACAAUAAGCUGCAUCAUAUCAGGGCUCUCAACAGCACGUUAAAGUCAAAAGAAUCAGAUUUGCAGGUUAUUGAGCAGGUGCUGUCAAAUCCAGAGCUUACCUCAGACAAGUUCAGACAGUGGAAGGAGGUCAAUGCCAUCCUGAUCCAGGAGAUUUGUGUCAAAGACGACCACAAGGAGGCGCCAGAGGCUGUGGAUGCUGCAGCAUCACUUAAUGCUUCUUUGGCAGAGACUAGUUUAUAG
Molecule: messenger RNA, 1395 nt
Organism: Nematolebias whitei (Rio pearlfish)
Lineage: Eukaryota; Metazoa; Chordata; Actinopteri; Cyprinodontiformes; Rivulidae
Gene: ipcef1
Product: interaction protein for cytohesin exchange factors 1
Exons: 11
Coding region: 10-1395 (461 amino acids)
Source: RefSeq, a predicted model, not a curated record